Messenger RNA from Penicillium crustosum, 372 nucleotides. Its product is annotated as NADH dehydrogenase [ubiquinone] 1 alpha subcomplex subunit 6. The record is from RefSeq and is a predicted model, not a curated record. Gene Ontology annotation, biological process: response to oxidative stress. NCBI's taxonomy places the organism in Eukaryota, Fungi, Ascomycota, Eurotiomycetes, Eurotiales, Aspergillaceae. Bases 1 to 372 code for a protein of 123 amino acids. The transcript has 4 exons.
AUGACUAUCAACCCUACCUACCUGGCGCAGCGCACGCGCUCCUCUGUCAACUGGGGCGAUGCGAAAUUCCGAGUCUUGAAGUCGUACCGUGAAUGGCUCCGCGCGUCCCCGGAGAUCCAGACCAUGUACUCUCUGGGCAUGCCCGUGUCCGCCAUCCGCACCAAGAUCCGCCAGGAGUUCGAGAAGCACCGCUACGUCAGCCAAUUGCCUGUCGUGGAUGUGCUUUUGUACCAGAGCCACGCCGAGUUCCAGGAAACCCUUAACUACUGGAAGCAGCUUUCUCACGUUAUGAAGUACUUCCGCCCAGAAGAGGACCCUGGCGCGCGGCUACCCCGCAACUUCGUUUCUGGUUUCCUCGAGGGUCGCAAUUAA